Messenger RNA from Salpingoeca rosetta, 1006 nucleotides. RefSeq lists its product as uncharacterized. The transcript is spliced from 3 exons. The coding region runs from base 32 to 871 and encodes 279 amino acids. The record is from RefSeq and is a predicted model, not a curated record. NCBI's taxonomy places the organism in Eukaryota, Choanoflagellata, Craspedida, Salpingoecidae.
CGUCAAUUUAUGGUGUUUGAGACUGUUGACUAUGAGCUCUUCUGCGGCGGAGAAGCGGCGGCUGGCGCGGGAGCGGCGCAAGGCCCGCAUCCUCGGCAACGAGGGCAAGCGCUUGGACUUGCUCACGGGGGUGGCACACUCCUUGGACACGGCCGAGGAAGCACCCACAACAGCACCGACAACAGCAGUACCAAUAGAAGCAGAAGCGGCAGCUGCAACAGAAGGCAGCGACAAUGGACAAGAACAGGAAGAAGCAACAACACACCCGCAGCAGCAGCAGCAGCAGCAGCAGCAGCAACAACAACAACAACAACAACAACAACAACAACAACACCCGCAACAGGUCAAAGGUGAGAAAGAUGAGAAAGAAAGCGGUGUGGUGCUGGACAGCAGCGACAGAAGACCAACAGAGGAGGGACAACAGAGCACGACAGCCGCAGCCGGUGGGCUGCGCCAGCGUGCGAAGCGAACGCCUCAAGCAGACGCCACGACCCCGAUCAGUGAUGCUUCACGAACACAGCAGCAGCAACCGCAGCAGCAGCAACAACCGCAGAGUAGCGCCACAGGUGCCAGCGGUAGCAAGAAGAAAAGUGGACGUUCGCUCCAGCCAAACUGGCAGCGGCUGCUGCACAACACGCUCCCCUACAUUGCAUUCGUCAUGGCACUCGUCUGCAUCUUGAGCGAGUUCGUUGGGCUCCCGGCAGUGAUUGGGACAGGAGCAGCAUACGGAUACUACACAUUCGCUGGCAUCCUCUUUCUCCAGGGCAUGCUCCAGAACAACGCGGCGGUGGCGCUACGAGCAGUUCAAAGCACGUGCGUGUUCCUGGUGAUUGGAAGUGUUGCGGCCUCCCUCUUCACGGACACGGCGUGACGAUGGCCACGGCGAUGGUGGUGGUGUUGAUGAUGAGUACUGAGACGUGAGGAGGACGCCUUCGUGUCACUCUGCUGAUUCACGCAGUGGUGUUGCUCUUGUUUCGUUGUUCUCCAGUAAAUGAACCGUGCCGCA